Molecule: messenger RNA, 2235 nt
Organism: Clonostachys byssicola
Lineage: Eukaryota; Fungi; Ascomycota; Sordariomycetes; Hypocreales; Bionectriaceae
Source: the annotation of a GenBank genome assembly
AUGUCGCUAAUGCCAUACAACCACCAGGAGGGUCGCGAGAUUGUGCUUCGCCAUCGAAAUGCCAUCGUUGUAAGAGACUCGACCUCCCAUAGGCUCGAGAUCCGUGGUUUGACAGAAUGUCCGACCUGUCGCCGUCCUCUGGGACCUUCCGAGCGCACAUACGAGCGACCGUACGAGAACAACCACGACUCUUACGUCAACCCGGACUACUUUCGCAUGCUUCAGGCUGGCACGCGAGGUGCCAUAUCGAGCGAAGAUCUCCCUCCGAGCCCAGUACGAAGGCUGUUCAACCCUGCGCUGACGAGUGGAGGGACUGGCCGAGGCCGCUCUUCUACCCCCGAGACCGAGAGCCCUAGGGUUCGACACGAAGACGCAAGUAGCGAGGCCGAGUUCAUCUCGAGCACGCCCGGUGUCUCUCAACCCGAGGGUCAUAGAAUACGGAAACAGGCCUUUAGCCCGGGGUACUUCAGAACCUUCUUCAAGGAGGAGAGGGUCUUGGGCAAGGGCGGCAAAGGUGUUGUUCUGCUUGUCCGACACGAAAUCGAUGGCUGCGAUCUUGGCUACUUCGCUUGCAAACGUGUACCUGUUGGCGACGACCAUGACUGGCUGGAAAAAGUUCUCGUUGAAGUUGGUCUGCUCAACAAGCUCUCACACCCCAACCUUGUGUCCUACCGUCAUGUCUGGCUCGAGACUUACCAGCCUAAUACCUUCGGCCCCAGCGUCGCCUGCGCUUUUAUCCUGCAACAAUACUGCAACGGUGGAGAUUUGCACCAGUACAUCGUCGGAAGUGGACCAAGAGAGGUGACCAAGGAGGAGCUGAAGGCUAGGGCUCGCCGGAGAUCUAAGGGACACAUGGAAACGCCGCAGUCGUCCUUCACCACUCGCCAAUUGUCAUUUGACGAGAUCUUCUCUCUCUUUAAAGACAUCACAUCUGGCGUUGCAUAUCUGCACUCAAAUGAAUACAUCCACCGCGAUUUAAAACCAAACAACUGUCUAUUGCAUCGUGAGGGUGGGAGGCUGAGAUGUUUAAUCAGCGACUUUGGCGAGGUGCAGCCCGAGCAUGUGGUUCGCAAAUCGUCUGGCUCGACUGGGACAAUCUCCUAUUGCGCCCCAGAGGUUCUCAAGAUGAACGCUAGUGGCCAUUACGGGAAUUUCACUACCAAGUCAGAUAUCUUCUCUUUGGGCAUGAUCUUGUAUUUCAUGUGCUUUGGAAAGUUGCCGUACCGCAGCUCCAAUGCUAUUCAAGAAGAGCUGGAAGAUAUUGACGAGCUUCGAGAUGAGAUCACAGGAUGGCAGGGUUUCCAUGAGGAGAGGAGAGAGCGCCCAGACCUCCCUUCACAUCUGUACAUUCUGCUGAAGAAGCUGCUGUCCCUCAAACCCGCCGAGAGACCAAGCGCGAGUGAAGUGCUGAGUGCUAUGAGAGGGGAAAUUCAUUUUGAAAACAUCAACAAAACUGACCGCGAUCAGAGGUCAAACAUGAGUCUCCGAGUAAACCGGGUCCAAAAUCUUGACUCGCCUGCGACGCCCAGCACUCCAGUCAACGAUCCGCAGAAGCCACUUAGCCGUCCCCGGCCCUCACCUUUGAACAACUCUCAGAUCGUCCCCUCGCCUUCUAAAUUUGACCAACCAUCGCUGGCUUUAGACGACGGUUCAGAUCAACGCUAUUACAGUCCAAUACAAACCCCCGAACACCCGCCGGCAAUGACCAUUACUGAAAUGACUGAUGAGGAGAAUGACGACCAAUCUUCCCAUCUCAACUUUGAAACAGACGGUAGACGACCUUCUCGACCGCUUCUCAUGGCCCCUCCUACUACAAGAGCGGCAGCCUUACGGCACCGCGUGUCUAUCAUGGCUCAACAGACCGCUGAGUUGAUGGGAGUGGACCGUGACCUGCCAAACCACCUCUUUCGCCUCAGUUUCUUCUUCGUGAAAAUAGUCUCACUGUUCCGCCCCUGCUAUCCCUACAUGGCCAAUUGGCAAAUUGCUCUACCGCUAGUCAUGAUCGCUGUUCUGGAUCUCCGUGUUCCACGAGCAUCCGAAGAUGAUGCUCUGGCCAGGCGAAACGCUGGUGAUGAGAUCGAAUUUGGAGCACCCCCUCCUCCUCCAUUUCGUGGCAUCGGAACCAGCGUGAUUUUCCUGCUACUCCAUUUGGCAGUAUUGGCAACCACUUCCAAAUGGGAUGCUUUAUGCACUGUACCCCCAAACCAGGAAUGGGGCGAUUGGUACAUGAGGUAG